CUCCAUCUCCAUAUAUUAUAUACCAAGUAAGUACCUUUCCUGCUCCUUAAUCCAUCCGAAUUUCUCAUUUAACAAUCAUACUUAAGUAGUAAUUUUUAGUACUAAACACAAAGUUAUUUAUUUGGUCAAAUUGAUAAAACUUUUCCUCAUUGGGUAAUCGAAUCCAACGGCCAGGAUCAGCUCACCAGUAAAAGCGCUGAAAUCGAGCUCAUCCACCCUACGGGUGAAAAAAACAAAAAAAGAUCACAAAUAAAAUAAUCGGCCAAAUACCACGGAUUAGGAAAUUACAAUGCCGCCCCCCAAAACACCGCUUCUCUCACCACCACCAUUUUUAUGAUUCUUCGCCUCCUUCCGCCUUUCACCCUUUUUUUUUCAUUUGCUCUCAGCAAUCGGAAUUUGUAGUCCGACGACGACGCGAGAGUCGGCCGGUGGCUGCGUUUCAGAACGUGUGAUAUAUAGAGAGCAGGAAAAUCAGCUCGUAAUCGCGAGGAACCGGGAAUCAAGCUCCGGUUUAUUGUGUUUUAUUUUAUCUAGUCUUCCACAACCUUUUGCUCCAUUUACCGCCAUCGGUUUAUCGCAGACGAUAAGGUAAUGCGUUGUUUUUGUUGCUUGGCGAUUGAGGGUUUGAUCGGUUGAGCUGGUUUCUUGGGUCAAUCAAGAGUUGGGUUGAUGGUGGGGUUGUUUCUAUUUGUUGAGCUGGUAUAUGCUGGAAGAAUGGGGUGGAAUCUGCUUUGUGUUUAUUGGAUUUAUCGUGUUGUGCGUUGCUUUUUGAUUUUGUGGAUGUUGGUUUUUUAGGAUGGCAUUGGUAGUGCUUGUCUGGGGUUCUCGUUAGCUUGGUGGAAUGUCGAUUUUGAAUAUAGUGUUUGAGGUUAUUGUUAGUGAUUCUCAGUUGAAAUCUAUUGGCAUGCAUUGUUUGAUUGUUUCGAUUUGAAUCCGUAAGUUCCUUUCAUUUUCUGUUUAGAGUUGGAAGAGUUGUGGAGCGUCCAUAUCUCGGGUUAUGCUUGAUUACAACUAAGCUUUGAAUUGGAUUUCUGGGGUCAGCAUCUUAUGUGAAUUUGGCCUAAAGGGUAUGUAUUGGAGGAGCUUUAGUACAUAUUAAUGAUAUUAGACGGACACGUUAAUGAGCAGGGCUUUCUCAGAUAAAGGCGAAGUCUUUAGCUCUGAAUGACUACUUUUUCUUGAUAGAAAUGUCCUACUGCUCUCAACAUAUUUUGUAUUUUGUUUUCAGAUGGGAAGCAAACAAAUUGAUAAUGUUACCCAUGUUACCGAUUCGAACUCCAUUGUCGACAGCAAUGCCGUAAAUGAUAGUGUCGACAACAAUGCCGUAAAUGACAGUGUUCCUACUAGUGAAAGCGAGAGCACUCAAGUUCACAAAUAUUCUGAGUCUGUCAGGACCUUGCACAAUGUGGCUUACAUUUAUAGACAAGAUGUGGUAAAGCACAAGGAAACUGGUUUAAUAGGGAUAGUAGAUGAGGUGGCUGGUGACUCUGAUUCAGACAGUAGCAUCACUGAUGAUGACGAUGACGAUGCUGACGAAGAUGAUGGUCUUGAUGAGGAUGAUGAUGCUGACGGUGAUGGUCAAGAUGAUACUGCUGAUGGCUGUACCAACAAUGACAAUGAGAAUAGUGACCAGAAGAAAACCGGAGGAAACCGUAAAAAAGGAGCACUUCAGGCUGAUCAGGUUCGAGUACUUUGGAUGCACGAAAUGGAACAAGUGCAAAGCAUUAAUGAUGUAAAAGUCAUCGAUCGGGGUUUCUUGCAUGGUGAUUAUGUUGCUUCUGCUUCAGACCCAACCGGGCAAGUAGGAGUUGUGGUGGAUAUCAACGUCUCUGUUGAUUUGUUAGCUCCUGAUGGUUCAGUAGUGAACAAUGUAUCAUCCAAAGGCUUGAAGCGGGUGAGGGAGUUUGUCGUAGGAGAUUAUGUAGUACUUGGCCCUUGGCUCGGACGAGUUGAUGAUGUCAUGGACAAUGUGACUGUUUUAGUGGAUGAUGGUUCGGUCUGCAAAGUACUGGGUGCUGAACCACUCCGUCUCGAACCUAUUUCCAAGAGUUUCUUCGAUGAAGAUGAUCAUUUUCCUUACUACCCUGGGCAGCGUGUGAGAGCAAGCUCAUCCUCGGUAUUCAAGCAUUCCCGAUGGUUAUAUGGUUUGUUUAAGCCUAAUAGAUUAGAAGGAACUGUUACCAAAGUCACAGCAGGAUCAGUAUUCAUUUAUUGGAUAGCUUCUGCUGGCUAUGGUCCAGAUUCUUCAACAGCUCCUGCUGAAGAGCAGAACCCUAAAAAUCUAAAACUGUUGUCUUGCUUUGCUCAUGCCAAUUGGCAAGUAGGAGAUUGGUGUCUUGUCCCCCCAACUGUUCUAAAAUCAUCCUCCAUUACUACGGACACUGAAUUAUCCAAUUCAGGACUCUGUGAUUCGGUGAAAGAUAAAUUGGUUUCUAGUCAACUAGGAAAAGAUUGUGAGGGUGAAGAGGUUCGGCUAGAGGAAUUGGAUGAGAAUAAGGAAGCCAUGAGCAUUGAUGCAGAGGUGCCUCCUACUGGCGAUAGUGCAGCUAAAACUGGAACUAACAAAGAGUUUCAGGAAUCAAACUCCUGCAGUAAUUCUGCAUCUGUUUCAAAGGAGCCAGUGCAUGAAACUUGGCCACUUCACCGCAAGAAGAUACGUAAGGUUGUUGUCAGGAGGGAAAAGAAGCAUCGAUUGAAGGAAGAGAAGUUCGAAAGAGCAUUUCUUAUUUUCAAUACAAAGACAAGUGUUGAUGUUGCUUGGCAGGAUGGAAGUUUGGAGCAUGGAAUGGAUUCCACCAAAUUAAUUCCUAUCGAUAGUCCUGGCGAUCAUGAAUUUCUCUCUGAACAGUAUGUAGUGGAGAAGGCAUCUGAUGAUACUGAAGAUAAUAAUUCUUCUGAAGUAAGGCGAGUUGGAGUGGUGAAGAGUGUUAAUGCGAAGGAACGAACAGCUCUUGUGAGGUGGUUAAAACCAGUUGUUAGGGCUGAAGAUCCUCGUGAGUUUGAUAAGGAGGAAAUCGUGAGUGUUUACGAGCUCGAGGGGCAUGGUGAUUAUGAUUAUUCUUAUGGAGAUGUUGUUGUGAGAUUGUCUCCAGUUUCUACUCAAACUAUCUUUGAUCGGCAACCCUCCCCUCACAAGCCAAAGCAGCAAAAUUUGAUGGAUGAUGAUGCUUCGAAUCCCGCAGAAGAUGAAGAGAAAUCAGAGUUGGUGAUACCUGGGGAGGAAGCUAGUAGCAUGGACUGCUACUCAGAUCUCUCUUGGGUUGGGAAUAUAACUGGUCUUCACAAUGGAGAUAUUGAGGUGACAUGGGCUGAUGGAAUGGUCUCUACGGUUGGACCUCAAGCUGUUUUUGUGGUUGGCCGUGAUGAUGAUGAUGAGUCUGUUGCUGUUGGUAGUGAAGUGAGUGAUGAUGGUGCUAGUUGGGAAACAGUUAAUGAUGAUGAAGAUGAUGACGGGAUGGAUGCCCUUGAGAAUUUUGAAGAGGAAGAACGUUUGCAAAAUGCAACCAACAUAAACUCUGAUGUGGACGAGAACAUGGAGAAUAGCAAUGCCGUGAGAAGUCCAGCAGUUUCACUGUCCUUGGCAGCAUUUGGAUUUGUUACGAGAUUGGCUACUGGAAUAUUUUCACGUGGGCGGAAAAGUUCUGAUUCAGAGCUACUGGAGAACAGAAACGAAUCUGAAUCUCAGGGAUUGAUCUCCAUUGCUGAAGAUAGAAAUUCCAGUGACACUUCUGGUUCUGUGAAGUCUAAUGUCAUUGAUCCUAAAAGUCCGCAUGGGGAAGAAGAAGUAAAUGGGGUCAUGGAAGUUGCUGCACCACCACAACCUUUUGGCAAUACGAAGGUUGAGAACACGAAUAUGUCAUUAAGACAUAUUGAGGAGGAUGCAAGCAAGUUCAAACGAUUUGACACGGCAAAAGAUCCUUCUGACCAUUAUUACGUGGGAUCAGUUGGACAGUCUAGCAAUAGCCGGAAAUGGUUAAAGAAGGUACAGCAAGAUUGGAACAUUCUUCAGAACAACCUUCCAGAUACUAUUUUUGUACGAGUAUAUGAAGAUCGAAUGGAUCUUUUGAGGGCAGUAAUAGUUGGUGCAUAUGGAACCCCUUACCAAGACGGUUUGUUCUUUUUCGAUUUCCACCUUCCACCAGAGUACCCUGAUGUUCCACCGUCAGCAUACUAUCAUUCUGGUGGUUUGAGAAUAAACCCAAAUCUUUAUGAAGAGGGCAAGGUGUGCCUUAGUCUUUUGAAUACUUGGACUGGCAGAGGAAAUGAAGUUUGGGAUCCGAAUUCUUCUAGUAUCUUGCAAGUCCUCGUUUCGCUUCAAGGGCUGGUGUUGAAUUCUCGGCCUUAUUUCAAUGAAGCUGGAUAUGACAAGCAAGUUGGAACUGCUGAAGGAGAAAAGAAUUCACUUUCCUACAAUGAGAACACGUUCUUACUGAACUGCAAAUCCAUGAUGUAUCUUAUCCGAAGGCCUCCAAAGGAUUUUGAGGAGCUUGUGAAGCUGCAUUUCAGGAAUCGUGGUCAGUACAUUCUCAAGGCAUGUGAUGCAUACAUGAAAGGGAGUCUGAUUGGGUCUCUUAAGAUGGAUGCAUCUAUAAGCCACGAUGCCAGUUCCAAUUCGAGCUCAGUUGGUUUCAAGAUAAUGCUUACUAAGAUUGUCCCCAGACUAUAUUCAUCACUAAGCGAAAUUGGAGCUGAUUGUGAAGAGUACAAGCAUUUGCUGCAGUUAUAGCAGGCUGCUAGGAGCAUGAUCUGAUUUACUUGUCGUCGAUCUUCCUUCCAACAUUUGUGGAAACCAAAGUCGAAACGAAAAAGAGGGGAGAAGGGUUUUCUUUGUCUCUGAACUCAAUGGCUGUGCUUUCAAAACGGCCGAUAACUUGUAAAUUCAGAUUAGCUUUUCUGGAUGAAAAAGCCUCUGAUAGUUUUAGCUUUAACUGUGUUUCUUCUUUGUCAUCUAACAUGACUGGAUAGGAACAUUUCUAUUUUAUACAUUUUGUUUCAUUCCUUCUCUAUUCGAAUUGGGAAUAUUGCUGCUUGACUGCAUGGUUUGAAGUCUCUUCUCUGGGAACUUGAAGACUAAAAGGACUUUGGGUUCUUUGUUAUGGUAUUGUAGUUGAAGGGAAAAGUAUUCCCUCGCCACUUGAAAUGUAAUCUAGGGAUCUAGGAAAUGAGAGUCAGGAACAAGUUAUUCCUUUGUACCAUUACUGUAUUCAUAGAAAAGGCUCAAAAUGAUAGUAAUUUUCUCCUCUUGAUAGUGUCUUCCCUUUGCUAAUAACCAAUUCAUGGCAGCAAAGAACUUUCUGGAAAUUUUGUCAACUGCAAAUUCGACAGAUUUGCUUAUCUAGAAACCAUGAAGGCAGAAGCUAAGCCCUUUGCCGCAGAGCACCACAGACUGAGAACAGAACCCGCAGAAUGGAAAUGCAAUUUGUUACAUACUCUAUAGAGAGAUUUCUGCAGGUUUUCGGGGUUUUCCCGGCUAGCAUUUUUAAGACGAGUGAAAAUACAGAGGCUAAAACAAACUAAAGAACAGUUGCAGUUCUACAGAUGAGGGCAAAUACGACUGAUCCCAGAAGGCGAUAACAAUGCGCCCAUAGUAGACUCAUAUGGAAUGAACAGACAGUGUAUAAGUAGCUGAUGAUCUAGUCUGGGUGCUGCGUACUCGCAGAAGGCAUGCUCAUGUAAAUAGCAUAUGAUCUCCAGUUAUCAAACAAUACCGGCAGCUUCCUUGAUAUCAGAAGUAGGCAACUUUAGUGCAUUGCCAAUCAUAAAAGCUUCAAAUUUACAUAAUGAACCAUGAUCAUCACCAACUGUGCGAUUCAGGAUCAUCUAACGAAUCGCUCUGCAGACUGCAAGUAACCACUCAUUUGCAUCCAUCCAUUCUGCGAACCAAACCUACGCCUAGUUCAAUAAGUAUGUAUAGGCUUACGCUUUUAGCAGACAAUUCUAGGACCCAAUGCAUUCAGUUCAGCACAUCGAUCAAUACUUAAAACUUCAAAGAACAGCCUAUAUAUUCAUGUACUAUGUCUGUUCAUGAACUCCUAGGGGAGGAAGGCAAAUCAAUUGGAUCAUAUAACAAGAAUAAAGCAGGAAGGAUUAA
Molecule: messenger RNA, 6091 nt
Organism: Linum trigynum
Lineage: Eukaryota; Viridiplantae; Streptophyta; Magnoliopsida; Malpighiales; Linaceae
Source: the annotation of a GenBank genome assembly